This is a messenger RNA of Cokeromyces recurvatus, 778 nucleotides long. RefSeq names its product inosine triphosphate pyrophosphatase-like protein. The transcript has 4 exons. NCBI's taxonomy places the organism in Eukaryota, Fungi, Mucoromycota, Mucoromycetes, Mucorales, Mucoraceae. The record is from RefSeq and is a predicted model, not a curated record. The coding region runs from base 108 to 746 and encodes 212 amino acids. Gene Ontology annotation, molecular function: nucleoside triphosphate diphosphatase activity.
UUUUUUUUGAAGCGGUGAACUCCGCUACCUUUUUUUUUUUUUUUUUUUUCUCAUGAAAUGAAUUGAUUCAGUUCAUUCUUAUUUUUUUUUUUAUUAAACUAAAUAGUAUGCCUUUACCUAUUCUUGAAACGUUAUGUAAUAAAACAAUUGUACUUGCCUCUGCCUCACCUAGAAGACGUGAAAUAUUGACAGAUAUGGGUUUAAAAUUCUCUGUAGUGACAACAUUAAAACCAGAUGAAAAUGAUCCAACAGCAUAUGAAACACGAUCAGAAUAUGUAGCAGAUACAGCAUAUAUGAAAGCAAAAGAAGUCUUUGACAGAUGUCAGGAAGAUCCUCAACUUCCUAAUGCAGAUAUUGUGAUUGGUGCAGAUACGAUUGUAGUAGCAGCAGCAGCAGCAGAAACUGAUAUUGUAUUAGAAAAGCCUAGAGAUAAAGAACAUGCACUUUAUAUGCUUGAUUUAUUAAAUGGGAAAACACAUCAUGUCUUGACAGGCGUUCAACUAUUUUAUAAAUAUAAAAACAAGGUUGAAAGGACUGGAUUUGUUGAAAGGACUGAAGUUACAUUCUCAAAACUUGAUUCAGACAUUAUUAAUUCUUAUAUUGAUUCAGGGGAACCAUUUGAUAAAGCAGGUGGAUACGGUAUUCAAGGUGAAGCAUCAUUAUUUGUUGAAUCUAUACAUGGUGAUUAUUGGAAUGUGGUAAUAGGAUAUUUAGCAGUCAAUAAAUAUACAUCAUAUUCAUGUUAAAAUAAUAUUCAAUUUUUUUUUUUUUUUUUUUU